This is a messenger RNA of Punica granatum (pomegranate), 3373 nucleotides long. The record is from RefSeq and is a predicted model, not a curated record. Lineage: Eukaryota; Viridiplantae; Streptophyta; Magnoliopsida; Myrtales; Lythraceae.
CCCAUCUAUUUAAUCACUCAUCUCCACUGCCCUAAUACACCCUUCACCCUUCUCCUCAAUAGUUCAUAACCCUCUCAUUAUCUCUCCUUUCUCUUCGUCUAUUUAGGAUGGGCUCUGAAGUUGAAGAAGCUGGGUUUUGAUGGUGGGACGACUCCGGCGUGGAUUCAAGGAACGUAGUAGCAAGGAGCUCCCAGCUGAAAACCUCUUGCUCAACAGCUUGCUUUCGAGGUAAAGAUGGCCGGUAAAGGAUGUUCGAGUCUUCUCAUAUCGUUGAUCGUGUUCUUGAGUUCUCUGGCACUUCGUGGUCAAGAAGUGGAGCUUCUCUUGUCCUUCAAAUCCUCCAUCGAAGAUGAUCCUCAGGGGUUCCUCUCAAGUUGGAGCAAUAGUUCCUCGCCCGACUUUUGUAAUUGGCGUGGAAUCACAUGUGACGGUUCAUCUCAUGUUUUGGCCAUCCGAAUCCCCGGCCAAAACAUUUCUGGCAAAAUCUCUCCGUCGGUUUUCCAGUUCGACUUCAUCCAAACCGUAGACCUGUCGUCCAACCAUCUCUCCGGUGAGAUUCCUAGUAACAUUUUCUCUUGCUCUUCACUCAAGCAUCUCAACCUUAGCAACAACAAUCUGACCAGUGUGAUACCACACGGGUCGAUUUCCGGCCUGGAGGAACUGGACCUUUCAAACAAUAUCCUUAACGAGAAAAUCCCUCAAGACAUUGGGUCCUUCUCAAAACUUAAGGUCCUUGAUCUUGGAGGAAAUGUCUUGUCUGGUGAAAUCCCAACCUCCAUAUCAAAAAUCCCGAGCUUGCAAUACCUGACCCUUGCUUCAAACCAAUUGGUCGGAGAACUUCCCCGGGAAUUCGGUCAAAUGAAGAGCCUGAGAUGGAUAUACUUGGGGUACAACAAUCUAUCCGGAGAAAUUCCUAGUGAAAUUGGGGAUAUCGCUUCUUUGAACCAUCUCGAUUUGGUCUACAACAACUUGACAGGGCCAAUUCCAUCAUCUAUAGGAAACCUAAGUAACCUCCAGUACCUCUUCCUCUACCAAAACAGGCUCACCGAUCCCAUUCCUAGGUCGAUUUUCGGUCUAAAAAAAUUGAUAUCACUUGACCUAAGUGACAAUUCACUCUCUGGUGAAAUCCCGGAACUCAUUAUUCAGCUCCAAAGACUUGAAAUUCUCCAUCUUUUUGGCAACGAUUUCACUGGAAAGAUUCCAAGUGCUUUGGCUUCCUUGCCUAGGCUUCAAGUCCUCCAGCUUUGGUCAAACAACUUAUCGGGCCGUAUCCCUAAUGACCUUGGAAAGCAAAGUAAUUUAACCAUCAUCGACCUUUCCACCAAUUCCCUGACGGGUCAAAUCCCAGAGCACCUCUGCGACUCGGGCAAUCUAUUCAAGCUGAUUCUCUUCUCCAACUCACUCGAGGGGGAAAUUCCAAGAAAUUUGAGCUCCUGCAAGAGCCUACAGCGAGUGCGCCUCCAGAACAACCGCCUUUCGGGUGGGUUACUUCCGGAAUUCACAAAACUGCCCCUCGUGUACUAUCUCGACAUUUCAGGUAAUAAUCUGUCAGGCAGGGUUGGAGAGCAAGCGUGGAACAUGCCCUCUCUUCAAAUGCUAAAGCUAGCAAGAAAUGGAUUCUCUGGAAACUUGCCCGAGCACUUUGGAAGCGGCAAGCUUGAAAACUUAGACCUUUCAGAGAAUGACUUUUCGGGCACCAUUCCAGUGGGUUUAGGGGACCUGCAUGAGCUAAUGCAACUGAAGCUUAACGGCAACAAUAUCUCAGGCGAAAUCCCAGAAGAACUAUCGAGAUGCAUGAAGCUGGUCAGCCUAGACUUGAGCAACAAUCGCCUCACCGGACCAAUCCCAAGUAGUCUCGCCGGAAUGCCAGUCCUUGGUGAGCUGGACUUGUCGGAGAAUGAAUUGAUAGGGAAAAUCCCAUCAAACCUUGGCCAAGUGGCAUCGCUGAUAAAAGUGAAUAUCUCGCACAAUCACUUGCAUGGAAAGCUACCAUCAACUGGUGGGUUUCUCGCCAUAAAUGCAAGCGCCGUCUCCGGAAACGAUCUCUGUGGCGGGGACAAACUGACUGAUCUGCCGCCAUGCAAAGGGGCCAGAAAAUCAUCAAUUUGGUGGUCUUUAUUCAUUUGCAUGCUCGUCAUGGCAGCCGUGAUCUGCCUUUCGGCCUAUGCCUUUGUCUUUGUUAGGAAACGAAGUACUGGACCAGUGAAGAAGAGGAUCGAGACAGAAGAUGGAGUGUGGGAAGUGCAUUUCUUCGAUGCCAAGGUCUCAAAGUCGUUGGCAAUAGAUGAUGUUCUGAGCUCAGCCGCGGAAGAGAAUGUGAUAUCUAGAGGGAAAAACGGAACUUCGUACAAGGGAAGAUCAUCCACAAAGGCGAUGGAUUUCUUUGUGAAGGAAUUGAAUACAUCGAAUCUUGAGUCUGAAGCAAUUGAAUUCGGCAAGCUCAAGCACCCGAAUAUCGUGAAGCUCUUAGCCAUUUUUGAUUCCCAAAAGAAGGUUUACUUAGUAUAUGAGCAUGUUAACUGCAAGAACUUAAGGGAAGCUCUCCGAGGAUUGAGCUGGGACCGGCGAAAGAAAAUAGCGGUCGGAGUCGCAAGGGCUUUGAAGUUUCUGCACUGUAGUUGUUCACCAAGCAUCCUUGUCGGAAACAUCUCGCUUGAGAAAGUUAUCGUUGAUCCAAACGACGAGGCCAGGUUGAGAUUGAGCCCUUCGGGGCCAAUCUUUACGGACGUCAAGUGCUUUAUUUCUUCAGGCUACGUAGCCCCAGAAGUCCUAGAGUCCAGAGAAUUCACAGACAAGGGCGACGUCUACUGCUUCGGCCUAAUCCUCAUCGAACUCCUAACCGGAAAAUCACCAUCUGAUGGGGAAUCAUUCGGCAUGCACGGGAGCAUCGUGGACUGGGGAAGAUACUGCUACUCGGACUGCCACCUGGAAACCUGGGUCGAUCCAGCUCUCAAGGGGGCCGCGUCUGGUAACUCGAACGAGAUUGUGGAGGCCAUGAACUUGGCCCUCCAUUGCACCGCCGUUGACCCCGCCGCGAGACCGAGCGCUGAAAAUGUAGUGAAAACCCUAGAAUCCAUACUGGGGACAGGCACUUGUGUUUCUAGACUAAGGAUUCCUUGUUCCCAUGUCUGAAUAUAACUGUCCAAUGCUUUGGUUGGUUUAGCUCGCCUUCUUCUUUUCUUUUUCCCCCUUUGUUUUCUGAAGCUUUAGUCUCUCUUUUUUUUUGGGGUAUUUUUAUUAUAUAUAAGCUGAUGAUGUGAAAUGAACCUCACUAGCUCAAAUGUUUUGUUUGAGGGUAUGUUGACAUAUAUUACUGAGUGUAACAUGUAGAUAUAGACCAAAUUUCCAUAAUAUAGAUUACAAAUUUCAUGGA